AGAAUCCACAUGUGCGUUGUUAUUGACAAAGACCAACUGUUACGAAAACAACGUAAUAUUUUGUGCUGAAUGAUCUAAGCUGAGUGAAUUAUCGUUAUUUCUUCAAUUUAUUAUACGAGGUUUGUAUACGACCCGAUUCUGUUAAAAUAUGGGUAAGAGGAAACUAAAUGACACAGAGCAAAAUGAGGAAACAUACGACCUACCGGCUAAACACAUGAAUUCCUCGCAUAUUCGAUCGAAUGAACGGAAAUUGAUUGUAAUUUUGGAAGGAGCUCAGCUCGAAACUGUUAAGGUUGGCUCAGUCUUUGAAUUGCUGAAUUGUGAUGAUCACCUCAAUAUAUUGAAAAAGCACCAUCGAGAGCCGGGAAGCUGUCGGCCAGAUAUCACACACCAAUCAUUGCUAAUGCUCAUGGAUUCGCCACUAAAUCGAGCAGGGUUGCUUCAAGUGUAUGUUAAAACACACAAAAAUGUUUUAAUUGAGAUAAACCCGCAAACCAGGAUUCCCCGAACGUUUAAACGAUUUGCAGGAUUGAUGGUACAAUUGCUUCACAAGUUCAGUAUCAAAGCCAAUGAUUCUACAAAGAAGCUCAUGCGUGUCAUCAAAAACCCGAUCAGUAACCAUCUCCCAGUAGGAUGCCGCAAAUACGCCAUGUCCUUUAGUGCUUCCAAGGUAGAACACCCACGUGAACUGGUACCCAAAAAAGACGAACCUCUGGCGCUGGUCGUUGGGGCAUUUGCCCAUGGUAGUCUAAACGUAGAUUAUACCGAAGGCGCUUUUUCUAUCAGUAACUAUCCGCUAUCAGCAGCACUUGCUUGUAGCAAACUAUGUUCGGCUUUUGAGGAGUCAUGGGGAAUAAUUUAACAUCGAAUAAAUAAUGUUAUGUUGCAACGAUAAA
This is a messenger RNA of Toxorhynchites rutilus septentrionalis, 896 nucleotides long. RefSeq names its product ribosomal RNA small subunit methyltransferase NEP1. The coding region runs from base 149 to 862 and encodes 237 amino acids. Gene Ontology annotation, biological process: rRNA base methylation. Lineage: Eukaryota; Metazoa; Arthropoda; Insecta; Diptera; Culicidae. Gene Ontology annotation, cellular component: nucleolus; small-subunit processome. The record is from RefSeq and is a predicted model, not a curated record. Gene Ontology annotation, molecular function: rRNA binding; rRNA (pseudouridine) methyltransferase activity. The transcript is spliced from 3 exons.